Molecule: messenger RNA, 972 nt
Organism: Rotaria sp. Silwood2
Lineage: Eukaryota; Metazoa; Rotifera; Eurotatoria; Philodinida; Philodinidae
Source: the annotation of a GenBank genome assembly
AUGGGCGGAACUUCACAAAAUCAAGCAGCAACGACUAAAGAUGUUUUACUCGAUUUUCUUGCUGGUGGAACAGCUAUUUCAAAAACAGCCGUAGCACCACUUGAACGUGUAAAACUUCUUUUACAAACACAAGAUGUUAAUCAAAAAAUUAUGCAAGGAAAAAAAUACAAAGGAUUUGGUGAUUGUUUCAUUCGAUGUAUUCGAGAAGAAGGGCCCAUUUCUCUUUGGCGUGGUAAUUGGGCAAACGUUAUUCGUUAUUUUCCAACACAAGCAUUAAAUUUUGCAUUCAAAGAACGUUAUCAACGAAUGUUUGCUAAUUAUAAUCCAAAAUUAAAUCCAUAUAAAUUUUUUGCUGGUAAUCUAUUCGCUGGUGGCAUGGCUGGUGCAACAGGUUUAUUAUUUGUUUAUCCACUUGAUUUUGCUCGAACACGUCUUGGUGUUGAUAUUGGAAAAUCAAUUAGUGAACGACAAUUCAAAGGCAUGAAUGAUUGUCUUAUUAAAAUUUAUAAAGCUGAUGGUAUUCAAGGUCUCUAUCGAGGUUUUGCUAUUAGUGUUGCUGGUAUAUUUGUCUAUCGAGCAUUUUAUUUUGGUGGUUAUGAUGCUGGUAAGAUAAUUUCAGGGGAUAUUCCUACUCUUUUGGACUACUUAUUUAUGUUUGGUGAUGAUCCAAAUCCGAAUAUAUUUUAUCGUUUUCUUUUUGCACAAUUUAUUACAUCAUCAUCAGAAUUUCUUGCUUAUCCACUUGAUACAAUCCGACGUCGUUUGAUGAUGCAAAGUGGUCGUGGUGAUAUUAUUUAUCAAGGAACAAUCGAUUGUGCACGAAAGAUUGCUGUUAAUGAAGGCUCAACAGCUUUUUUCAAAGGCAAUUUAUCAAAUAUUUAUCGUAGUGUUGGUUCAUCACUUGUUCUUGUUCUCUAUGAUGAAUUUAAACGGUGGCUUCUCCUUGCUGGUCAAGCAUCUUAUGCUAAAUAA